CACAAUCGUAAAAGUAAAAUUACACUUCAGAAAAUUCUAAUUGUUUAUAUAACAGGAAGAUAGCAAUCAAUUAAAGUUAAUUAUCCUACAAUUAUUAACUGUACUUAAAAUUUAACUGUGCAAAUUGAUUGGCUAGAUAACCGCAUGUAAAUGGUACCACCGUUGGCUCCACCGUGAUUGGUUAAAUUUGGCUCCGGCAGCAAGUUGAUCGGCACCUCCUUCCUUUCGGUGGAUAUAACGAAGGGAGAGUCGAUGUUAGAUGGAUUUUUCUCAUCGUCCGCGAUAUUCCCGUCGAAUUCCAUCUAAAAGUACAAGGAACCUUGCCAGAAAUCGACGAAAGUUCGCCAAGUCGGAUUCAAAAUGAACGCGCAAAGUCGUUUGAGAGCCGCUGAUUCGCACACUAGUGAUAAAUUGGUGAAUAAAGAAAAAUUUUAGCGGGCGAUAAUAAUAGCACGCGGUGGAGUAAAUAAUCAACAAAUUUUCAUUUUCUCCGCUCACUGAUUGAUGUUAACUGGGAUUACCAAAAACCCCUCCUCUGAAUAAUGCAGCGUGUGUGAUGGAGGAAAUUAUCUAAAUUUUUGAUGUAAUAAAAUUCAUACGUUUAUAAAUCCUUUCCUAUAUGAUAAAAAGACCUUGGCCGUAUCAAUUGCAAGUCUAACAAAUUAUUUAAUUAAGUGAACAACAUGAUAAUUCUAAAAGAAGACUCUGUGUUAAUAUUUGUUCGUUUAAUGAAAGACUAUAAAUGGCACGUAGAUUAAUAAUUAGAGAAAAUGGUAAACAUUUAUUUUAAGUAUAAAUAAAUUCUUUUUUUAUCUCUUUACCUUCCACACGUAGUAAUUCUUCUAUUGUUCGGGAGUCAUUGUACUUACUUCGUUACUACUGCACAAUUGAUUUUUAAACCGAUUUUAUUAUGUUAUUGAAGCCAAUUGAUUAAAGGUUAUUGAUUCACAAAAACAACGACACGUGUCUUUACUACGUACAUGUUCUGUUUCUUCCUUAAUUAUCGCAACGAGAGCGGCCCGAAAUUCGGUUAAAAAUGCACUUCAAUAAACAAACUUCCUCAACGAAGUGUUUAAAAACCGUUGAACGUAAUGAAAGCAAGGCUGUCGUAAAUGAUAAGAUUGUAUAAAUUAUUUUAUGUAUGUAAAUAAUUUUCUAUUAUGUGUGAAUAGACGAUCGGACUUAAUUUUCAUUUUGUUUACUUAAAGAAAUGAGAGCGAAAUGAGAGCGAUAUUUUGCGAUGCUGAUAUCGCCGAUUCAAUUAUCUCAAAAGGUACAAAAUCGAUUGAAAGGGAACAAUUUUAGUGGACUCUAUAAGAGGUUUAUAACACCUUGAAUUUUACGAUUUUUUGAAUCCUUAAAGGGUAAAGUCAAGGUACCUAAAAGGGGGAUGAAAUUGAAUUGAAACACCGGGAUUUUCCCUCGCCAGAUGAGGAAGGAAACAUUCAAAAUCAGAAAUCUCGGCUAAAUGUUUUUCUCGAUUAUCAACCGUUAUCAGGACGGAGAGCAAACAUUCGUUGAUUGAGCAAACGGCGAAGACGAGUCGACUAAUUCAUGCUUAAAUAAACGUCAAUAAUAUUAAAAAAACAGAGCGGUUCCUUCAAGGUCCUUGAAUGCUUUGAACGUAUGUACAAAUUCGAGAUACCUGUUAUCAAGAUACUCUCGUUUAAUUGUAUUGUGAAGAUGCGUCGAGCACUUUCUCACAUCAGGGCUCGCGAAGUGAGCGAGACCUAACAGUUUCAUCACACUCUUAAAAAAUAACUAGGCAUUAGGUUUGUCACCGACAUACUUUUACAACCUUUAGUACUUAGGUAAUAUUUGUGGCUAAGUAGUAUUAUCGUAAAAACAAAAACUUGUUGGGUAAUGCUACUUAAUAUCAUUUUUGUUAAUUGUCCAGGCACUAAUUUGUAGGAAAAUAACGGUUACCCAUUCAGUGGAUCUAUUAUAAGCUAGCGAACUUUUUACAAUAUAUUUCACAUUAAAUAACGACGUAUUUCCCGCUAUCAUUGCUCUUGAGCUUUCGUGUUAAUGAUGAACUGAUAAACAGCAUUGUUCAAGAACGCUAUAUUUGUUAAUAAAUUGUUAUCGACGAAUCCUCUUCACGGCUCUCAAGAGAAUACAGAUUUCGUUGUGAUAAGAUAGAUUUUUUUAUGUAGUCCGCAAUCAGCGUUUCAUGCUGGUUAAUUUCAUUAGUAGUAUAGUAAAAGUGCAGAGCGACAUCAUGGAGCAAAUAGGGGCCAGUUGUAUAAGUUUAAACAAUAUUAGGAACGAUGAAGAAAAUGAAACCAAAACGGAAAAGCUCAUUGCGAGCAGUAAAUCUCUUAGCUCACACGAAGAAAACAUUAGUUUAAAAGGUCUAUUUCCACAGAUUAUAGCAUCUCUUAUAGCAGCAGCAUUUCACAUAGGUAACGGAAUGGCCAUGUCUUAUUCGUCAGUGGUAAUAUCUCAACUGGAAAAACCAGAUAGCGAUAUCAAACCAACAACAGGGGAGAAAGCUCUAAUUGCUAGUAUUCUAAUAUUAGUAGCACCAUUAGCAUCCGUUUUUUGCGGGGUCAUUAUGGAUAAAAUCGGUAGAAUAAACACCAUAAAAACCGCAAUGGUACCGGCUGUUGUGGGCUGGUGUUUGACCGCCCUAGCCAAAAACACGACUGUAUUAAUAACCGGUAGAGCAUUAGUAGGAAUAGCUUCAGCGUUCGGCACCAGCCCGGCCAUCGUCUACAUAGCGGAAAUAUCGAACCCCAAAAUGCGAAUGUCCUUUCUGCAGCUGUGCCCCACCUACGUGGCGCUCGGGAUGAUCUUCAUUUACCUGGGCGGCUGGUUCAUGCACUGGAGGCUGCUGGCCUGGGUGAGCAACGUUUUCGCCAUACUGCCUUGUCUGGCGGUCUUCUUCAUACCGGAGAGCCCCAUGUGGCUCAUCAUGAAAGGCAGAGUAAAGGAGGCCAAGAACUCGCUCAAUUGGUUGCACAAGUACCAACCGCCUAUACCGGGCAAAGACGAGACUUUUGCCGAUAUCCAAUUCAAAUUGCUGAAGAAGGAGCAGGAGGAGAAUUCGGAAAAGUCGAAGAACAAAGGCACUGUAAUGGACAUUGCAAAGGAGUUUCUCAAACCUACUGGUUACAAACCCCUCAUCAUUUUGUUGCCUUUAUUUUUCUGCCAACAUUUCUCGGGUGUCUACAUCACGAUGUUUUACUCUAUAACCUUUAUUGAGGAAGCCGGAACAAACGUCAGCGGUUACUUCGCUUCGAUCAUGAUCGGCGUUAUCAGAUUAGUAAUGGCAUCCUGCAACAUUUUCGUCUUGAAAUACAUGAACCGCAGAACAACCAUCAUGUGGAGUUGCUUGGGAAUGGCGGUGUGCAUGUUCACCUCCGGUCUUUUCACCUUGUGGAUAAAAGAAGGUCAAACAACAGCGAAAUGGGUGCCAGUGGCCGCCCUCCUCCUGUACGUGGUGUUCUCGGUGGUCGGGCUGAUGUUCCUGCCGUUCAUGGUGAUUCCGGAACUGUUCCCGCAGGAAAUCAGAGGCACGGGCUACACCAUCGGCUACAGCCUCUCCACUGCCUUCAUGUUCGCCUCGCUGGAGAGCUACUACUUCCUGAACGAAACUCUCGGAGGCGCCACCAAUUUGCAAUGGUUCUUCGCCAUCGUCUGCCUGGCCGGUUUGGUUUACACUUACAUGUUCCUGCCGGAAACCAAAGGGAAGAAACUAAUCGACAUUACUACCAAUUUCCAGAAGGGCUGGCUGUACAUAGGGAAAAGCCACAAGGAGGAUAACGUUAAUAAUAAUGUUUAAAUUGUAAUGUAAUAAACGUAUUAGAAAACC
Messenger RNA from Phyllotreta striolata, 3817 nucleotides. NCBI's taxonomy places the organism in Eukaryota, Metazoa, Arthropoda, Insecta, Coleoptera, Chrysomelidae. The record is from the annotation of a GenBank genome assembly.